Phasianus colchicus (ring-necked pheasant) is the source of this 7050-nucleotide messenger RNA. It is a transcript of the gene CFAP74, whose product is annotated as cilia and flagella associated protein 74. The record is from RefSeq and is a predicted model, not a curated record. Lineage: Eukaryota; Metazoa; Chordata; Aves; Galliformes; Phasianidae.
GCAAGCGGCGGGCGUGCCCCUCCCUGGCGCUGAGGUGACAGGUGUGGCGCGAAGGAGGCGGUUGGCGGCGAUCUCUUCACGGUGGAGCCGCCCCAUCCAGCUCCCCUCGGCCGCUGCGCCACCUCCGCGCUAGGAGCCGCGGCAGCGCUCGGCAGCGCUCGGCAGGAGGCGGGCUCAGACCGGCACCGACUUGAAGGCUUCCUGGAGAUCUCUGUGUACUCACCGACUUGCAGCCGUCUCCAUGUCAGCACGCUUGCUGUGACAGAACCGCCGGCAUGGCAGACAGUGAGCCCGGGGGUGGAGGAGAGGAACCAACUCUCAUCCCAUUUCUGGAAGAGGAAGGCAACGGUGCAGCAGCUCACAGCUCUGACCUGAAAGAACAUGAAGAAGAAUACAAGCUUGAAGAAGAUUUGUCUGAUGAUGGCAAGAUGGGGAAUGAGGUCACUUCUGAAGGAACUGGAGACAAGUCUGAACAUAGCAGGGACAGUUUGGAACACUGCCUGCACAACGUUACAAGCAGUCAGGCUCUGAAGUCUGCAGAUAGAAUUUGCUUAUUUGCUUUACCCAGCAACCUAAACGAGCUCAGCAGCAUCGCCAAAGAAAAGAAACUUGUGGUCCAGAAAAUCAGAGAUGAACUGACUGCCUGCCAGCUGCGGAUCAAAACACUAGAAAAGCAGCUGGAGAACGUAGACAUUGAGACAGAAGAAGAGAAGGAGGCUGGCAACGUCCCAGCCGUGUUCCGCCUACAGGCAAUGCAUAGGCGACUGUGCACUGAGCUGGAGGAUGAGAAGAAUUUGGAGUUGAAAAUUGCUUUGACACUGAAAGAAAACAUGCUUGAGAUGUGGCAGAUAGAGACCCAGCAGGGAAAAUAUGAAAUCCUCCACAAACAACUUAAAAAAGAUGAGGAGGAGCUAGAGAUGCAGUACCAGGAACAAGCAGAAGUGAGGAUUCGGAAGGAAAAAAUAGCAGCACUGAAAGCAGAAGAAAAUCAGCUGUCUUUAAAAAAAAAAGAAGAGGAAGCACAGAAAGAAUAUGAAAAAAGGCGUAAAAAAAUGCUUGAAGGUGCCAAAAGGAACCAUGAAAAAGCAGUUUACUUCCUGAGAAAAAGCAUGGCGAGAAUUCAUGAGAAGAAUGCAAAGGAAGAAGCGAAAACUCAGGAGCAUAUGGAGAGAAGGAUACAAGCUGUGCUCUCCCUGAAAAACAGCAUAACUUCCAAUAGGGAAAAACUCCAGGCUCUCCAGACUCGGAACCAAGCAAUGGUUUUUGAGGCAAAGAAACAGGAGAUGACAAUGAGGGAGGCUAUCCUUGCAAAAGGAGGCAAUGUUGCCAAGGAAAUUUUACUCCAUAAACGUCUGCUACAGCAUGAAAAGGAGAAAGAAGCUUUUAGAGAACAACAAAAAUCAAGAAAAAUUGAGAUUGUAUCUAAAAUUCUGCAAGAAAAAGCUUCUAUUUUCAAGCAGAAGAAUCAGCAGUCCUGUACUAAGGCGAUUAAGAGUGGUGGUAAAUGUAAGGAUUCUUUACUGCAAAGAAAGAAAACAUGGCGCUAUAUUGAGAAGACCUGCAAACGUGCAGCUGGGGCACCACAGAAGUCGUGGUGCUCUCCGUCAGUUUGUUCCCCAGCUGGUGAGAGAACUGCUUCUGUAGGAAAGUGUUCUGAAAAAGUCCCCCAUGAUGUGCUCUGUGAAAGUGAUGAAGACGAGAAGGAGAGGGAUGAGAUCCCAGCAGAACCAGAGCUCCCAGGACUAUCGAGUCAGGAAUGUGACUUGCACAAUAUAUCCAAAGAAGAAAUGGAUACAAAGCAUCUGGCUCCAAGGACAAUGAAAACAGAGAUUUUAGAGGAAAAGAAGGAGGAAUUCCAAACUAGAAUUUUUAAUAAGGGAACACUGUCUGGUUAUGAACAUCAAGGACGAACUUUCUAUACUAAACCAAGUUGUGUUCAUUUCAAGGAUUUUGAUGUUGGUAAAAUCUACAAAAAGAAGAUAGUUUUGAUAAAUGCAUCCUACAGCAUUAACUACUGCAAACCAGUGGGAAUCAGUGAAUGGCUGAAGGACUUCAUCACCAUUCAGUUUGACCCACCUGGUAAAAUGUCUGCUGGAAUGUCCUGUGAAGUGGGGGUAACCUUUAAGCCUGUGAUAAAUGAAAAUCUGGAAGGAGAAGUCAUGUUUAUGGCACAAACAGGAUCCUUCUCAGUGCCACUGAAAUGUACAGCCAAGACAUGCACUCUGGCACUAGAUAAAGUGCUUGUUGACUUUGGCACUCAUGUAGUGGGAGAGAGAAUUUCACGAGCUGUCAUCCUGACCAACACUGGAGCUUUGGGAACAAGAUUCAAGGUUCAGACAUCAGCAGGUGACAGCAGUAGAUGUGGAGCAACAGCAGAAUCUUCUACUACCAGAACAGUUACUCAACCAUGCAGUGACUUUGCUCCUGAGAAGAAAGACAGCGAUAGUUCUGUAACAUCUGCACUUGAAAAGAAAGAACAAAUCUGUCCUGAUGGUAGUGAAGAACCAACCUGCUGUGUAGCCCAGGUGGAGCAGCAGAGGACUGAGACAAGUUCUACAGAACAACUUGCUCAGGAUGUAUUCAGUUUCAGUUCAGAUAAAGACACAGGCAAUGCACAUCAUUUAACGGAACACUCACCUGAAGAAACACCAAUGGAAAUUAUGCUGGGAAAGGUUACUGAAGGUGAAAUUGGACCCUUCAGCUCAGUCAAACUUCAGAUUAUAUUUAUGCCAUCCAUCCCUGGGGACGUACGGGCGGAGUUUGUGAUCAUGUUUGACAACUCAGACUGCAAACCACUGUACUUCACUGCCAUUGGAGUCUCUGUUGACGUGCCGGUUUGGGUGCCCAAUCCCAACAUUGAUUUGAAGAUCUGUAUGUAUGACCGACUUUACCAGGACUGCAUUGUCAUCCGGAGCAGAGCGAAAACUAUGCUGCAUUUGAAGUUUGAAGUAUGCAAAGAAUUGAGCAAACACAUGAAGCUGCUCCCAAAAACAGGUUGCAUUCAACCUCGGUCAUCCUUCAGUGUGCAGUUGAAGUUUCUGCCCAGGCGCUCCCUCCCCGAAGACGCAGGCAGCUGUUUUAACGAAGAGACAAGUGUUCUGGAAGCUCCAGUGAUGGUACAGAUUGCAGAUAAUACUAAACAAAUUAAUUUUACUGUCCAUGCAAUUGUUACUACUUCUGACUUGGAAAUCAGUCCAGCAGAAAUCAAUUUUGGAUACUGCACCAUCUAUGAAGCUGUGAGGACAAAUGUCACGCUAACAAACAAGUCCAUCUUGCCACAGGAGUUUGGAUUUGUGAGACUCCCAGAGUUUGUUGAAAUUCAGCCUAACGAUGGACUUGGAGUUCUUCUUCCUCUUGAAAGUCUGACGUUGCACAUAAUCUUUAAAGCCAACAAGGCAGAAGAGUACAGCUUUGAACUGACCUGCAAGUCAGAGGUUAAUAGACAAUUCAAGUUGUCAUGCAGAGCAGUUGGAGUCCACCCACCUCUUGAAUUGUCUCAUUCCUUAGUUCAGUUUGCUGCAACAGCUCUAAAUGAUGUGUCUACAGCAACACUGUAUGUGAUGAAUUCCCAUGUGAGUGCCAACCUCUUUAGUCAUGCAGUCCCAAGAAUUGGCAAUGGGGAAGUUGCCCCUGUUGGGCCCACUUCAUUUGAAUUUUACGUGCCAGAAGACUGUCCUGUGGCAAUCAAGCCUUCUGUUGGAACUGUGUUGCCUGGGAAGAAAAGCUUGAUUCAAGUGUCCUUCAGACCAACAUUGUCAGAUCAGCUAAUCAGAGAAGAGGCAGCUCAGAGGCUUUGUGAAGCAGCUGCAACAGGGGCAGAAAUACAAAAAAGGAAGAAUAGUGAGAAGAGAGAGGGAAAGAAAUUAAGUGUUUCCAUUUCCAGACGGCAGUCUUCCAGACAGGUUGUAAGGACUGGAAGUGCUAAACACCUGAGUUCUUCAUGUAAAUCUGAGCAACCAGAAUCCAAAGAGAUAAAGCCUGACUCAGAAGCUUAUAUAGCAGCGCAGGCAUUCCUGACACGGAAUUUCAGAGGAAGGUUUGAAAAAUACACCAUACCAUGCUUUGUUGCAAGUGGAGAUAUUGAUGAAAAACGAGGCUUGGAAAGUCUAAGCUUCAGCCCUUAUAACACCUUGUAUUUGGAGCUGCAUUGUCCAGCUGUAGCACCAUCUGUUGUGGUCACUUCAGAUAAUGGAAAAAACACGGUCGAUUUUGGUAAUGUGGCAGUAGGCCAAACAAUACUGAAGCAAACUACAUUACAAAAUAUCUCCCCAGAAAAGCUGGAACUACGAUUCUCAGUUCUGAAUCCCAGUGGUCCCUUCCUGUUGGUCAGACCAGUUAGGAUGCUUGAGCCAGGUGAAAUCAGAACCCUCGUCAUCUCUUUUUCUCCAAAUGAAGACAAAUUGUUCUUUGAAAUGCUGCACAUCCAGACUGUAAAAAACAACUUGCCUCUACGGAUCACUGGUUAUGGGGUGAUGCCAUCGAUCAUUUGCUCUGUGGAAGAAGUACUUGACAUGGGCUAUGUCCUAACCAGAGAGAAGGCAACGUCCACGUUCAAGAUACAGAACACUUCCACGCUGACCCUGCAAUGCUCCAUUCAUCUGGAAACAUUUUCAUCCACAAGGGACAAAGAUCAGCAGAGGGUUCCAUCCUUUCUUAUGUCCUCUUUGCAAGGAGCAGAGAUUGUUGGAACAGAGAACUACAAUGGUUUAAGUGUGUUCAGUGUCCUUCCUACAGAAGGAGAAAUUCUUGCUGGGGAAAGCCAAGACUUUACUGUUACUUUCAGUCCUGAGCAUGAAGGUCUGUACUAUUCUGAGUGUCUCAAGGUUGUGCUCUUUGGCAAGAAAACUGCCCAUGUGAUCCAGCUUAAGGGUGCAGCAAGAGAUCAUCCCAUGUAUGUGGAAGGUGGAAUUCCACUAGAUGUGCCCGUUGAGUCCUUGGCUGUAACAUCACCUCUGUCAUCAAAAAAAACACGAAAAGAAGAGCUGCAAGAACCAGUGAAGUCCAUUCUCCUGCUUCUGGAGCAUGUGGAGGGAGAGAAUGCCCUACUGCCAGCAGUGACAGAACUGAAAGUUGGAGCUAUACAGACAGCUCAGUUUGCAUCUAAGAAGAAUGUGGAGUUCAGUUUUGAUAACCUGUCACACCUCCAGAAGAAGGGAUUUGCUAUUGAGCCUGUAAAGGGAAAAGUUGAUCGUGGUCAUGUAAAACGCAUCAGCGUUUGUUGGGUGCCACCUGCUGACUUUGAUGCCAGUGCCCCCCUGGUUGAGACAGCCUUCCUGAACUUAAAAGGUGACAUAAAGGAAUCCUACCGAAUUCUCUUUGUGGCAACAGUUAUCUGCUCCCACUAGCUGAGGGCUCAAAGCUAUGUGGAAGGUGAAGACUUGAUAUUUGGGAAAUCGCUGGAUCUCAGCUGGAACCUGGGAAGAUUCUGAAACUGUUGCAAAUAUGUGAGGGGAGAAGGAAAGUGGAAAGGAAGGUAACAUGUACUAUUCCUGCUUUUCUGCCUGCAGAAUUCUAUAUAAACUCCAUAUCUACUAGUUUUAUUUUUAGACUGAUCUGGUGCUGCUAACCUUGUAGUAUAGGGAAGAAUUAACAAGAGGCACCAAGUAGAUACAACUAUGUUAACUGCAGUGUCUUCCAAAGUCAGGAAUUCCCUCAAAAGGAGUAUCUUUUUACCUCUAAAUGAGGGAGUUUCAAACAAUGUCUGCUUCCAACUUCAUAUCAUUUUAAUGGCUGUGGUGGCUUUUUUUUUGUUUUUCCUACUAAGACCAAAAUAAAGUACUUUAUUUUAAGCCUCCUCCUGCUAGUUUGGGCAAUCAUUUUUACAGUACAUCACGAAAUCUUCAUGAUCAAGAAGAGAUGGUGACCAUGCUGUCUACUAAUCACUGUCUAUGAUUAGACACUAGGUCAUGGCUGCCCAGGAACUUCAUUUUCUAUAUUUGUUUUCAUUUGAAUUCUGACUAAGAACAGUUACUGGGGAAGCUGAAGUGCCCCAUAGGUUUAACUUGGGUCAAGAAGUGCUAUCUGGUUUCAGGCAAAAGUACAGAACCAGUUCAAGAUAGGGAACAAGGGACCAUGGAGUCAGCAAAAAUCUGGAGCAUAGAAAUCCCUUAAAUCUUGCAUCAUCUUUCAUGAAUCACAGAAAGCCUAUGAUAAAGCUUCCUGUCCACCACUCCAAAGCCCUGUGUCACUUGUGUAGUUGUUAAAAUUGCUCAUUUAGCUUAGCAGUAAGAAAACAGAACUAGACCAUUUGUAAAUGUCACUAAGGUAAAUGCCUCAUGCUUGCCCAACUACGAGGAGCUCAACACAGCAACUCUAGCCUUCAUGUAACUUACCUCUUGAAGGAACAAAUAAUUCUGUUCAAUGCUUCAUCUCCAAAGCAGGUUAGCAAGAAUUUCUGUUAAAAUUGCCAGAAGCCGCUACGCGUAUAACAUCAAAACAGAAAUGUAAGCUUACAAGACUUCAGUAAGGAUGGAGCCCACACUGUGAGGAAGAUAUGAAAAUGUGUCCUCAGAAAUAGAUCUGAGUUUUCCAAAAGUUUAAGUUUUCUGCUUCUCUAACUGUACUCCUGAACAUCAUGCUUUACACUGAGUUUUGCAACUGUGGAUUGCUCUUGGAUCACCAGAUAUGAUCUCUUGAACUUUCAGAAAAAUUUGGAUCUACAUGUAGAUAUACUUCUUGGCUCUAAUCUAGCUGUAGUUUAGUAAGAAUGCCAUUUACGUCCAUUUUAUGUUCCUUAAAAGCUACAUUAAGUUCAUUACUAAGACAGAGUAAGAGAGUAAGUGUGUAUCAUGGGUAUGUGUUCUCUUAUCCAGUGACUUCAGAGAUUGCUCCACACUUAUGAAUGGUGCUUUUUCUAAAUGAGCUGCAGUCUCGUGACCCUGGUUGGUCCUGUAGGAAAAUAUUUCAGUCAACAACAUGUGACAUCUCUGAUAGAGCAAAGCCAGUGACUGCCAGCUGGGGGGAGAGCUGCUCAACUCAGUACUUCCAUGCUAUCAGGUCUGCUCUUUAUUGCUGUUGCUCUUUAUUGCUUCUUGCAAAAGAAAUUUCUGC